AUGUGCGCGUUGGAAAUUGAAGUGCAAUUUAUAAGCAACUACGCCAAAAGUGUCAUCAUGUUUGUCAUUCACGUGAUCCUUGACAUGUCCAUCUGCGUGUUUGGCAUCGCGGGCAAUGCCCUAAACAUCACCGUGUUCCGGAAACAGGGGCUGCGCAAUUCUGUCAACCUGAGCCUCUUCGCCAUCUCCAUUUCAGACCUGCUCGGCCUCAUCUUUCAGGUCUGGCAAAACUUUUGCUUGAAUCCUUACCUGGAGCAGGCAGACUUGCCUGUGGACUUUUUCUAUAUCCAAGUGUUGACAGGGGGUAACCCAAACGUGGCCAUGACACGCAUCACCGGCUGGAUCACGAUGUACGUCACGGCUGAGCGAUGUCUCUCGGUACUGACGCCUUUUAAGGUCGGACUUAUCGUCACGUUCGAAAGACGUGUUCUCAUUCUCUUCUUCUGCUACGGCAUCAACCUGGCCUUCUUUUUCCCUUUCUUCGCUAAUUACUACUUGGACCUCAGCUUCAUCCCAGAGCUUAAUAAAACUAAACUAGGUAUGUCCGUCAGGGGGGAUAGCGAGUUUCUGGGUUUUGUGAUUAACGUCGGCCACAUCUACCUGACAAUCAUCUCUUUUGUGGUCGUCAUCAUAAACACGGCCAUACUAGUGGUCACUCUCAAGUGGAAGUCAAAAUGGAGGCAGAGCGCUACGUCCAACCAGAACCAACAGAAAGCGCUGUCCAGUCGUGAGAAGAAAACUGUCAUGCUGGUCAUUAUGAUGGCCACUGUCCUGAUCGCCUGCUACUGUCCAGGAGUCGUGUGCACAUUUUUGGAAAUCUUUUACCCUGCUUUUGGUUUCAAUGAUAAACAGCAGAAUGUGUUUCACGUGACCUGGUCUUUCUGUUUCCUGUUCAACUCUAUCAACGCAAGUAUCAACGUCAUUGUCUACUACAAGAUGAGUUCUAAAUAUAGAACCACGCUAUUUGAAAUAUUCCCACGUUUGAGGGUUUUGGAACGCUAA
Messenger RNA from Biomphalaria glabrata, 1002 nucleotides. RefSeq names its product neuropeptides capa receptor-like. Gene Ontology annotation, molecular function: G protein-coupled peptide receptor activity. Gene Ontology annotation, cellular component: membrane. Gene Ontology annotation, biological process: G protein-coupled receptor signaling pathway. The record is from RefSeq and is a predicted model, not a curated record. NCBI's taxonomy places the organism in Eukaryota, Metazoa, Mollusca, Gastropoda, Planorbidae. The coding region runs from base 1 to 1002 and encodes 333 amino acids. The transcript has a single exon.